Paramecium pentaurelia is the source of this 591-nucleotide messenger RNA. The record is from the annotation of a GenBank genome assembly. NCBI's taxonomy places the organism in Eukaryota, Ciliophora, Oligohymenophorea, Peniculida, Parameciidae.
AUGAAUGAAGAUGAAAUAAAGCAGAUGGUUGAAAAAUAUAAAUUGAGAAAAGAGAAUUUCGAUUCUUAUAAACCAAAUAAGAAAUAUUAUUUUGAAAAUUCGGAUGAAUUAUUUGUCAAAGCCUAAAUCAAAGAAUAAUAAACUUUUCUUAAAUCUUUCAAUCAUUAUUAAGAUUUACCAAGAGCAUCUGUAAAUAUUUUAGGAGCUAGAAGAUAAUGGGAAUUUGCUUCAGGUUAUUUUUUUGUAACAAUCCCUGCUUCCUAUAUCAUUGGAAGAAUAUUAGCAAAUGAAAAAUAUGGAAUUUAUAAUGCAAAUCAUAGAAUUAGAAGAAUGAGAAUAUAUACAUAUUUUAGCUUUGUUUUAAUAGGAUUCAUUUAUAUCCCUACAAUUCCUGUUUUUACUCCUUAAAAUUCAGGAAUAUUUUAACCAUAAUUUUAUGAAAAAAAAGUUUAGAGAGAUCUAGAUUUAAGUUUAAAUUUAUAUCAGAAUGUUGAUACAAUUAUAAAUAAAGAUCAAGAACCAAGUUGGGAAGAUUAUAAAAAAAUUUUAAGAAAUGUAUAGAAAAAAACUCUUAUGAAUGUAAAAGUGUGA